ACCAUCCCUCCUGUCCUUUGCCUCCUGCAAGAGCUCAUUUGACGUAAAUUAGUAUCAUGUCAUCCGAUAUCAACUAUGCACACGCAGAGGGCAUAUACUCUGUCGCCGGCGCGGUGAUAUUAACCGUCGUCUACGCUCCUCUUCUCGCAUUCUACUUGUUCAGGAGCGUCACACGGCCGACCUAUGUGCAUUUUGUGCUGGCGCUCUUCUGUCUCGUCAGGGUCGUCGCGUUCGCUCUCCGAGCUGCGCUCGCAGGCAACAGCGCAGCCGCUCACAAUGAGAACGUUCUCAUCGCCGAAGAGAUCAUAUACCAAGUCUCGUUCUUUGGUGUUCUCUACUCGGCAUACACCCUGGUCCUCGACCGAGAAGCCCUCGUGGACAUCGCCGCCGUCCUGCGCUACUUCCCUUCUCCCUUGAUGGUGGUUUACAGAAUCAUGCGCAUGAGGCACUUGAUUCGCAUCGCGCUCAUCGCAGCCAUCGCUCUCGGCAUCGCUGGCACCAACGACAUGAUCAGCGCAAAGACACAGUCCGCGUACAACACCGCUAUUUCGCUGCGCAGCGCUAGCGUGUACAUCUUCCUCGCCGUCACCUGCCUUCUCGUCCUCAACUCUAUGCUCCUGGCGGCCGUCACUAUCAAAACAUACGCGAAGCAGCCGCCCACCCAGGAACAACGCGGGCUCAGCAAGCUCGGGGCGACAUAUGGCAUUUUCUUCCUGCUCGCUAUCGCCGCCAUGCUGUUCACGCGCGAAGCGUUCUACGCGGCAACCGAGCACCACACGUCAGAGCAAAUUAACGAAAAACUCUGGUACCCGCUCUCUGCACUCACCGAGCUCAUCGCGGUGAUGCUCUUUGCUGUCCCGGGCCUUGUCCCUUCGCGCAAAGAACUGCCGAAGGAGGAGACGUCGGAGUUGAACCUCCUUCGAGGUGCGGUAUAGGCGAUGCGCACCCGGAUGGGACUCUUCGAUUCGUUGUCUUAUGCUCCUUCUGUGAUAGUCCAUGAGUAGAAUACGAUACCCGCCUGAGUCUGUGUGGUUCGGAACUUGAUAAUUGCCCAGCUUCGUUUGGUGCCGCUGGCGCCCGGUACGGAUAACUCAUGUUCAUCAUGGAAGCCCGAACGGUUGUGCUGAAUUUACAUCCAUGA
Laetiporus sulphureus 93-53 is the source of this 1141-nucleotide messenger RNA. RefSeq lists its product as uncharacterized. The transcript is spliced from 6 exons. NCBI's taxonomy places the organism in Eukaryota, Fungi, Basidiomycota, Agaricomycetes, Polyporales, Laetiporaceae. Bases 57 to 935 code for a protein of 292 amino acids. The record is from RefSeq and is a predicted model, not a curated record.